AGUCAGAGAGCCUUCAGCGGUACUGCCUGCAUUGGCUAGCUGCAUGCUCAUAACACAUCGUUGUCUGGGGCAAGAGGGCAGCAGGCCAUGCAUGAACACACAGACAGACAAGGGGAGAUAAUGGUGCUCAGUUACUCUUAGGAACUGGAGAGAGUUCAUCUGUCCAUGUUUUCACUGCCAGACAGUCUCUGUCUUUGAAAACAGAACGCCCUGAGACUCCUGUUUGCCUGCUCGUAUUCCAAGUUUUUGAUUCAUCUCAACCCAUUUUUUUUUCCCAAAACAUGGGGUGCUCCUCAUCCAGUGCACAGACCGUUGAUCAAGAGAAAAGACCAGGCACAAAGCCUGAGGAGAGCAAUGGAGACACAGUGGCAGUCAAAAAUGGCAUCAUCGCAGAAGAUGCUCAAACCAUCGAGGACCAGAUGCAGCUUCCUGUGCAGACUGCGUUACCAGAUGAUCUUCAAAGGGGAACUGAUGAUGAAGCUGAGGCUGUGUUAGUGGCCCUGGAGGCCCAAGAGGACCUUGGCUCUGGGGAGGACCUUCUAGCUGCUUCUGAACCAAAGGAAGAAUCUGGUACCACUGAAGAGACAGCACCAGAGGCUCCUGCUGAGUCUGAAGCUGCUGUAGCAGUGGUGGAGGCACUACCCCCAGUUGAAGAAGCCGCCCCUGUAGAAACUGUAGAGGCAGAAGCCCCUCCUGAGGUCGAAACCCUUGUUGAGGCUACAAAGGAGGCCCCUGAUGUUGAAUCAGCUGAAGCAGUGCAGGCAGAGGCCCCUGUUGUUGUUGAGGAGGUGGUUGCAGUACCCGUCGCUGAACCUGUUGUAUCUGAGCCAACGGUGAACCCAGUUGUUGUGGAAGAGGCUGUAGCUCCCGCUGAAGUGGCUGCACCUGCACAGGUUCCAACUGACAAUUCUGAACCAGAGGCUGCUUUAUCAACACCAACUGAAGCUUUGACAAAAACACAGAGUGAGUCCUCAGCACCAGGUGAAGUUUCAGAACCAACUGAAGCUGCACCACCAGCUGAACCGUCAGUGCCUGUUGAAGCUGCAGAAUCGGUAAUAGACACAGAGAUUGCUGCUGCAACUAUCCCAGAGAUGCCACCAUUAUCUUCUGUCACAGAUGAAGCAAAAGCUGAGCCACAGCUUGCUGCUGAGGAGGCAACAGAACCUCCUCCAGCUCCUGCUGAGGCUCCAGCAGAGGCUCCAGCAGAGGCUCCUAGCUUCACAGAGCCCACCCCUGUUCCGGCUACAGGAGCUGAAUCUGCUGCUACUGAACCGGUCCAGGACGCAGAGGUUCCAGCUCCUACUCCAACUGUUUCAGAAAUCUCUUCUGAGGUAACCUUAGAAGCUCCACCAGCCUGUGUGACCCUAGAGUCCACUGCAGACAGUGCAGCACCAGUAGAGGCUCCUGCAGUUGAGCCCACCCCAACAGAAACUGAAGCACCCGCAGCACCAGCCCCUGCUACUGAUCCAGCUCCUGAACAUUCACCAGUGGAGUCUGCAGGUGAGGCCUCUCAGGAUACAGAGGGUGAGGAAGCCAAAAAGAAGGAUUGAGUUGAAAGGAAAAAUAAAACUCCCAGACCUACCGUUGUAAAACAUGUGGAAGGAAGACAAGACGAAGCAAACAGAAGAAAAACCCACUGGAUUUUUAGCAUUGUCUCAUCAACACUCACCAAAAACUGUAGGCCACAUUUGCUAAUGUUCACUGUGCCUUAAAGAUGUUUCUUAGAAAUAUUCCUGUUAUUUGUAGAUAAAACUUUACAGUGGAGGAAGAGGAGUACAUUUUUUAAAUGGGACAUCAAGUCCCUCCCUGGAACCGCAUACUACACGUGGCCUCUAUACUGAAAGCGCUGUGACGAGAGGGUGCAAUACUCUGUAAAAUCUGUGAACUCUUGUUAGUAACUCUUCAGAAUGUGGAGUGGCAGUGUGGAUGCUUGACUCUUUAAAGUAGCUGCUUCCGAGGAAUAAAAGCCAAAUACAGCUGUGAAUAAAAUUAUGCAAAGGGCUCAAAAUGACAGGAAUACCAACCUGGAAUGGCAACGUACACACUAGCUAGGGUUCCACUGCUAACUUAAUUAUACUUAAGCUGCAUGAAACUUUUUUUUUUUUUUUUUUUUAAAGGUCACUGUUUAAUAGGUUGAACUUCAAGUUUUCAGAAAUAUAAUUCAGCCAUAAACCACAUUUUAUUUUGUUAAUUGUUUGCACAUUAAUUGCAGCCUUUCAAAUGAGGGUCAUUUAAUUAACAGGAAGGACAGUAAUAAGUGUUGAGUAACGGCACACAGUUUCAAUACGGAGAUUCAUUUCAGCAUCGGUUUACAUUCAAUAGUUUUUUGCUUAAAUGGGGAAAGAUUACAUAUGCAAAGGAUUAUUACUCAUAUAAUCAGUCAUUACCAGGUUAAGGAUACAGAUGAUGCCAUCUUGCUGUUCUGUGAAGCCAUUUUGUAGUUGUAUUGUAGCUGGCAGGUGUGCAUGAACUUCUCUUCCAACAGAAGGAACUGUGGGGGUAACACUGAUGUCAUAUGCUUGUCAGUUUUAGAUCGAGUGCAUUACAUCACCUAGUGGGCAGGAAAUGUAACUAAUUAUUUCUACAAGCUGAGUUAAAAAGUGUAAAGGCAUUAGAAAAUGAUUGCAAUCUCAUAAGAUGUGAUGGAUGUUUUGGGAACAAAUUUUGUUUUGAUCUUUUUCCAUUUACUUCUCACUCCCUGUAAUAUAUUCAUCCUCUGAACUUUGUCUAUGAAUCUGCUAACCUGUUAGUGUACAGAAUAAAGUUUCACUCACUAA
This is a messenger RNA of Archocentrus centrarchus (flier cichlid), 2777 nucleotides long. Its product is annotated as cell surface glycoprotein 1. The record is from RefSeq and is a predicted model, not a curated record. The transcript has 4 exons. The coding region runs from base 282 to 1550 and encodes 422 amino acids. NCBI's taxonomy places the organism in Eukaryota, Metazoa, Chordata, Actinopteri, Cichliformes, Cichlidae.